CGCUUUUUUCUCAUCGCUACGGCUUCUGGUUUUGAAGGCAGCUAGCUUAGCUAAACAGCAUAAACACGGCGAAAUUUUCCGCUUUUUUAACCCGAACCGACGUUAAAGAUAGCCCGGCCAGGCCCACUCUUCAACAAUGGAGACGAUUUUUCUCGAUUUGUCUUGUAUUCCCGCUUCGCCCGUUGUUAACGGCCCGGCUAGUUAGCACAGCUAGCUAACUGGCUAAUUAAACCCUGACAAGUGCUCGGCUGACGAAAGAGAGCUGUCAAGAGGAGGAAAUAAUUAACUCACAUGCUUUGAAAGAAGGCUUUACAGUCCACACACAAGAGUGAUAACAGGAGCUGGUGUGAAACGGGAGCUUCAAGAGUUGCUGGUUUGGUUUAAUUUGCUUGUUUGUUAGGAGAAAGUGAACGAUUCGAGGAGAAGGGAUUUAAACAUUAAUUCGACAAGGACUCCUAACUUGCUUGAUUUAGUGUGAACAGGGAGUCAUGGAGAUGGCGUUGAGCCUUCACAGAUGAAAGCACAGGGUUUCCUUUUAAAACAGCGUUGUAAUUUUCAUGUGUAGAUCCCUGGAUUCGUUUGGCUCUGGCGGAUUUGCUGCUAAACAGACGUAAAUGUGAGUCUUUUGCUGGUCAACGUGUCCUGUGUGCUGUGGAUCCAGGUGACAGCUUGGAAAAGUAAACAGGUGUGACAAGAGGACGUGGAGCAAAUGCUGCCUGCUUCAUCUCAGCCAGGGACACUUGGAUAUCUGGGUACUUGAAAUAGCAACAUUCCUACAAACUGUUCAGUUUUAGUUUUGGCUGUGGGUGCAAACACUCUGACAAUCUGUCCUGUUUUGGUGAAACACAGAUGGAGUGUAAGUGGGUGAAAUUGAGCAGCAAGCUAGGAUUGUCUUGAUUAGCUGGAACCUCAUAGGAAAAAUUAGUUUAAAAAAAUAUGAUCUUAGAGUUUUAAAUUAAAGGGAAGGUGUACAUUACUUGAUUGCUUUUUAUUACAGUAAGCUGUUUGGUCAAGGCAGUUGUAAUGACUAAAUAUUUGCACAGCUAACUGACUGUGAGCUGGACUGUAGUUGUAUGCAUAUUGCUCCGAUCGUGCCCCCCUCACACACACACCACAAUGCCGCCUGUACUGUUUUUAUUAACGCUGCUUGGAGCAUUAUGCCACCUCGGACGGCCCAUGACAAGGGAGGAGAAGCACAGAUUGAGGAACCAAGUGGUCGAGAUGUUUGACCAUGCAUAUCAGAAUUAUAUGGACCAUGCAUAUCCAGCAGAUGAGCUGAUGCCGCUAACGUGCAGAGGACGAGUACGAGGACUUGAGCCCAGCCGAGGAGACAUAGAUGAUGCACUUGGCAAGUUUUCUCUCACCCUCAUAGACACCCUGGAUACUUUAGUGCUUUUAAACAAGACGACCGAGUUUGAGGCUGCGGUGAGGAGAGUCCUGUCCGACGUGAGGCUGGACAAUGACAUCGUUGUGUCGGUCUUCGAAACCAACAUUCGAGUCCUUGGUGGUCUGCUGGGAGGUCACUCCAUGGCCGUGAUGCUGAAGGAGGGAGGUCAACACAUGCAGUGGUACCAGGACGAGCUCCUGCACAUGGCCAAAGACCUGGGACUCCGACUGCUGCCCGCCUUCAACACCAGCAGCGGCCUGCCUUAUCCCAGGGUGAACUUGAAAUAUGGCGUCAGGGGUCCCGAGACGAGGACGGGCACAGAAACGGACACCUGCACGGCCUGCGCGGGAACCAUCAUCCUGGAGUUUGCCGCCUUAAGUCGCUUCACCGGGGACCCUGUGUUUGAGGCCCAUGCCCGGAGAGCUCUGGAUUUUCUGUGGGAGAAGAGGCAGAGGAACAGCAAUCUGGUGGGAACCACUAUCAACAUCCACUCUGGGGAGUGGGUCCGAAGAGACAGUGGAGUAGGAGCAGGAAUUGACUCGUACUAUGAAUACCUGCUAAAGGCCUACAUCCUCUUGGGAGACGACCUCUUUCUGCAGCGAUUCAAUAUUCACUAUGCAUCCAUAAUGAAGUACAUUAGCCAGCCCCCUCUGUUGCUCGACGUCCACAUCCACAAACCUCUGCUCCCCGCUCGCACCUGGAUGGACUCUCUGCUGGCCUUUUUCCCCGGACUGCAGGUGUUGAAGGGAGACAUCCGUCCUGCCAUCGAGACUCAUGAGAUGUUGUACCAAGUGACCAAAAAACACAACUUCCUCCCAGAGGCCUUCACUACUGAUUUCAGGGUACACUGGGCCCAACAUCCCCUGAGGCCUGAGUUUGCAGAGAGCACCUAUUUCCUUUACAAGGCCACAGGGGACCCUUACUACCUGGAGGCAGGUCGCACCAUCCUGGACAACCUCAAUCGCUUUGCUCGUGUUCCCUGUGGCUUCGCUGCGAUGAAGGACGUACGCACAGGAAGCCAUGAAGACCGAAUGGACUCUUUCUUCCUGGCUGAGAUGUUUAAAUACCUGUUCCUGCUGUUUGCUGAGGCGGACGACCUACCGUUCGACGUGGAGGACUACGUCUUCACAACUGAGGCUCACCUGCUGCCCCUGUCCCUCUCCACAGCCCCUCACUCCUCAUCCAUUCCCUCAAACAGAACGUCGGAGGAGGAGCUGGACGACUCUAACUUCGAUUGGACGUGUCCCAACACUCGCCUGCUGUUUCCUGACCCCGCCUUCCCUCGGAACUUGAGAGAACCGAUCCGAAGUGCCGUAGACAAGAGCUGCCCACGUCCUGCCCCUUACAGGGAACCUGGUAUGGGCCGUCCUCCCCUGAGGGCUCAGGACUUCAUGGCAAACAACCCUGAACAUCUGGAGCUGCUGAGGAGGAUGGGAGUCAGUCUCAUCCACCUGAAAGACGGCAGGGUGCAGCUGGUCCAGCAUGCUACUCAGGCGGUGAGUGCAGUAGCAGCAGAGGAUGGCGUUCGUUUCAUGCAGGAGAUGAUGGAGCUGUCGAGCCAGCAGCAGAAAGAGCAGCUGCCUCCCAGAGCCAUUCAGAUCGUCUCGCAUCCAUUCUUUGGCAGGGUGGUGCUGACCGCCGGCCCAGCACAGUUUGGCACAGACCUGUCCAAAAGUUCCACAGGGGUACGAGGCUUUGUCACCGUGGCCGAACCCUACAGCGGCUGUACCGAAAUCACCAAUGCGGAAUACAUCCAGGGUCACAUUGCUCUGCUCCAAAGGGGUCAGUGUAUGUUUGCAGAAAAAGCCCGACACAUCCAGAAAGCUGGCGCCAUUGGAGGCAUAGUUAUCGAUGAUAACGAGGGCAGCAGCAGCGACACGGCUCCCCUGUUUCAGAUGGCCGGCGACGGACGCAGCACGGAUGACAUCACCUUGCCGCUCCUCUUUUUGUUCCACAAGGAGGGCAACAUCCUACUGGAGGCGCUGAAGGAGUACAGAGAGGUGGAGGUGCUGCUGAGCGACAAAGCCAGAGACAGAGGUGUGGAUGUGCAAGAAGCAGAGGAGGACUGCUUGACCGAGGCAACAACGCCGACCUCAUUCGAACCAGUCACCCAAUCACAAAUGAGCACGGUGGAGCUAGAUGAAUCUGCCGCUGAGGAAGUCACUCCUGCAGAGGAAGAAGUCAGUCCUGUGGAUGAAGACACUAGUCCUGCAGAGGACGUUAGCCCACUAAAAGAAGAAGUUAGUCCCACAGAGGCUGAGGCUGAUUCAGCUCAGCUUAAAGAGGACAGAGACUCAGAGAAGAGAGAGGAGCCCGAGGCCGACACAGACUCAGGCAGCCAGUCGGUGGAUGAGCUGCUGGCUGAUUGGCGGGAAGACUUGGAGGCGUUCCAGCAGAUGGAGAAGGAUGAGCUCUGACAGUAGUCAGGCACCUCGUGCCCUGUGACUGGUUUGAUCCCGCCGUGAGGAGAGACCUGGAGGGAGGGACUCUUCACGUCGCCAGCCUCAGUCUGAUGGACUCAAAGGAAGCUGGGAAGAUGUCUCUCGUAACAGUUUCUUCUCUUGCCCUCUGUGAAUGGUACCAUGUGCCAAGGCAGCCCGCAUACUGUAUCUCUGGACCACAAAGGAGUCCUGUUUAGGUAGAUGAUGGGUGAGAGACCAGGGUUCUUACCUCAUGUUCUCAUACAUUUUUCUGUUUAUGUGUCAUAACAAACUCUAAUGAAUGACAUGGACCAGACUGUCUGUAACUGCAUCUCACUUUUCUGUCCAAAUUACUUCUCAAACUGUUCUCUCUAUGCAUUUCUGACUACUUUUACUCAAUCGAAUGCUGGUUCAACAGCUACUUUCUCACCAGUUAAUCCAUCGACCAAUUCACUUUGUUUAAAUGUGAUGAUUGUUUGUGAUGAUACUGUUUUGCUGGUCUUGGGCCUAAUCACAUGUACACAUUGAUGAGAAUUAAGGACUUCAUUACAGGAGGCGAUUGGUGAUGAAUAAUGCUGCAGGAUCUUUUUAUGGCUUUAUGGCAGACAAACCCAACACCAAACGGAAUCUCUCUGGAGGAUAUAUGAAGUCGUGUGUCGAUGUAAAUAUGUAUUUGUCAAGAUAUAUUGACUCAAAUAAUAUAGCGCUGUUCGCUCAGGUUCUGGUUCUCCCCCCCACAAAAAAAAAAAAAAAAAAACAGCCUCUGGACCACAGAGGGUGGAGCAGACACACCCUCAGCAGUGAUGGGGUGGAUCACACACCCACGGGCCGCCACAGGAGGGCGCUGUGUAUGACCUGUCUGCUGGAGCUGCUGACUGGCUGAAAGAAGCAGAAAUAAGCCAAUAAAUUGAAA
Molecule: messenger RNA, 4720 nt
Organism: Stegastes partitus (bicolor damselfish)
Lineage: Eukaryota; Metazoa; Chordata; Actinopteri; Pomacentridae
Gene: edem3
Product: ER degradation enhancer, mannosidase alpha-like 3
Exons: 20
Coding region: 1117-3804 (895 amino acids)
Biological process (GO): carbohydrate metabolic process; endoplasmic reticulum mannose trimming; mannose trimming involved in glycoprotein ERAD pathway
Cellular component (GO): membrane; endoplasmic reticulum
Molecular function (GO): mannosyl-oligosaccharide 1,2-alpha-mannosidase activity; calcium ion binding
Source: RefSeq, a predicted model, not a curated record